This is a messenger RNA of Maylandia zebra (zebra mbuna), 737 nucleotides long. It is a transcript of the gene tspan1, whose product is annotated as tetraspanin 1. Lineage: Eukaryota; Metazoa; Chordata; Actinopteri; Cichliformes; Cichlidae. Gene Ontology annotation, cellular component: plasma membrane. The record is from RefSeq and is a predicted model, not a curated record.
UCAUGUUUCUCAAAUUCAUGAUGGUGCUAUUCAACUUCUUUAUCUUUAUGGGUGGCCUCACUCUGCUGGCAUUGGGGAUCUGGGUGAGCAGUGAUGGGGCUUCCUUGCUACAGAUCUUGAGACCUUUCUCCAAACAAAGUACCCAGGUGGUCAAUGUUGGCUUCUUUUGCAUUGUCAUCGGGGCUGCGCUGGUGCUGCUGGGAAUCUUGGGCUGUUAUGCAGCCCAUAAGAAGAGCAAGUGUCUACUCCUUACAUUUGCCUCCAUCAUGCUCAUCAUAUUCAUUUCUGAAGUGGCUACUGGAGUCGUAGCUUUGACCUACACCUCGUUUGCUGAGGGGAUCUUGAGAGCGUGGGCGACUCCUGCUCUACAGAAUCAAUAUGGUAAUGAUCCUGCUGUCACUAAGCUCUGGAACAGCACCAUGACACAGCUACAUUGCUGUGGUUUCUCCAACUACACUGAUUUCAUGGGCUCUAACUUCCAAAAUGCAACUGGAGGCAGCCUGCCUUCCAUCUGUUGCAGGACCAACAACAACACUUGCACCCCAGCCCAGGCAGAGUACAGCAAUGUGCAGGGCUGUUUUCAGCAGAUCCUGAUGAUCAUCAAAGAGAACGCUAGCACCAUGGGAGGCACUGCUGCAGGAAUUGGAUUACUGGAGAUUGCUGCCAUAUUGGUAUCCAUUAAUUUGUACUGCCACCUGGAUAACGAAGAUAGCUGAGAGGUCUUCACAGAGAACAUU